Molecule: messenger RNA, 3047 nt
Organism: Octodon degus (degu)
Lineage: Eukaryota; Metazoa; Chordata; Mammalia; Rodentia; Octodontidae
Gene: Thnsl1
Product: threonine synthase like 1
Exons: 3
Coding region: 745-2988 (747 amino acids)
Cellular component (GO): cytoplasm
Source: RefSeq, a predicted model, not a curated record
CAGGUCUGCGCCGGCGCGGAAGGCCGCGCAGGGGUAGAGGGGCUCGAGCUGAGGGCGUUGGGUUCACGUGCCGCGGCGGCCCUGGCGGCUUGCGGAUGCUUCUUUCCUUUUCCUUUCUUUUCCCCCCGGCUUCUCAGUGUGCGUUUCUUGGUGAGUUUGUAGAGGAGAAAGUAAAGGAAACGAGAAUGCAGCCCCGUUCGCCGCAUGCUUUCCCCUCCUGGCCUCCCGGCCGCUGCGCUCCUCCUCCGCGCGCCGGCCGCCGCCACCUGUGCGAGUGGCCGGUGCGCGUCGUCCGCCCCGUCCCGCCGUGCUCGCCGCGGCCGGGUCCUCCUCCCCGCGCCCGGGUCCUCCUCGCCGCGCCGCAGCCUAGGGAGAGAAGCCUGCCGCGGGCCCUGGGAGUUUCGCCCGUGCCUUGAUUUUUUUUGAAGUGCUUCUUUCAGAGAAGCAGUUUUCUUCCGGUUUUGAGCCUCUUGAUUUUCCGUUAAUCUGGGUGCAUAUGUGACUGCUGAAACCUAUUUAGAAGCCUAAAAGAUUUCCAGGUUUGCAAGCAUUGGGUUUGCUUCAGCAUCAACAAACUUCAUGGAGAUCCAUUCCUGUAUGUCUUGUUUACAGGUCAUUGGAGUUAAGCAGAGCGUAAAUGAGCUGAAAAGUCAAAUAAGGAAGUGAAUCACAUCUUUUGACAGUUCUAAGUUUACUUGGCUAAAGCCAGUUCUUAAGUUGGCUUGGCAGAAAAGUGAAAAGAGGAUGCUCCACUUUUACCGAUGUCGGCAUCUGAAACAGAUAACACAGAAAUGUUUUUCUAGUACGCAUACUAGAACGGAUAAACACGCACAAUUGCCUCUUUCAAGAAGCUUUGUACUCACAGAAUUAAGGAAGUCAUGGCAUUCAACCCACUCUCUUAUUGGAGACAAAAACAUUAUCCUGAUGGGAGCUCCUGGUGCUGGGAAAACAACAGUGGGCAGAAUACUAGGUCAGAAACUAGGUUGUUGUGUCAUAAAUGUGGAUGAUGAUAUCCUUGAAAAAGCAUGGAAUAUGAGUGUAUCUGAAAAAUUACAGGAUGUUGGUGAUGAGCAAUUUUUAGAAGAGGAAGGAAAAGCUGUACUAAAUGUCUCUGCCUCUGGAAGUGUGAUUUCCCUUACUGGGUCUAAUCCCAUGCAUGAGGCUAGCAUGUGGCAUCUGAAGAAAAAUGGGAUAAUUGUAUACCUAGAUGUACCUAUAGUAGAUAUAAUUAGUCGUCUAAAAUUAAUGAAGAUAGAUAGGAUUGUUGGUUACAAUUAUGGAGCACCUAUAACAGACCUACUUCAAUUUAGAAGACGAUAUUAUAAAAAAUGGUAUGAUACUCGAGUUUUAUGUGAAAGUGGGGCUUCCCCAGAGGAGGUAGCUGACAAAGUGCUGAGUGCAGUUAAAAGAUACCAAGAUACUGACUCGGAAACAUUCAUUUCCACAAGGCACUUUUGUUCUAAAGACCAGGAACAGAAAGUUUCAACAAAAUUCUUUAGUGAAGCUGUUAUUGAGGGCUUAGCUUCUGAUGGUGGACUCUUUGUUCCUGAGAAGGAGUUCCCAAAAUUAAGUUCUAGGGAGUGGAAAAGCCUGGUAGGAGCGACCUACACAGAAAGGGCACAAAUACUGUUGGAAAGGUGUAUACAUCCUGCAGACAUACCUGCUGCCAGAUUGGGAGAAAUGAUUGAAACUGCUUAUGGGGAAAACUUCGCCUGUUCAAAAAUUGCCCCUGUCAGACAUCUUUUGGGCAACCAGUUCAUCCUGGAGUUGUUUCAUGGUCCAACAGGAUCAUUUAAGGAUUUGUCUUUACAGCUUAUGCCUCAUAUUUUUGCACACUGUAUUCCACCAAAUUGCAAUUAUAUGAUACUUGCAGCUACUUCAGGAGACACAGGGAGUGCAGUCUUAAAUGGUUUUAGUCGUCUUAGUAAGAAUGAAAAGCAGAGAAUAGCUGUGGUCACAUUUUUUCCUGAGAAUGGAAUAAGUGAUUUUCAAAAAACACAAAUCAUUGGAAGUCAGAAAGAAAAUGGAUGGGCAGUGGGAGUCUCAUCAGAUUUUGAUUUUUGUCAGACAGCUAUAAAAAGAAUUUUUAAUGAUUCUGAUUUUACUGGCUUUCUUACUGUGGAGUAUGGGACAGUCUUAAGUUCAGCUAAUUCCAUAAACUGGGGCCGAUUGCUUCCCCAGGUAGUAUAUCAUGCUUCCUCAUAUCUUGAUCUUGUUAGUCAAGGAUUUAUUUCUUUUGGAAGCCCAGUUGAUGUCUGUGUUCCCACAGGAAACUUUGGUAACAUACUAGCAGCGGUGUAUGCCAAAAUGAUGGGCAUCCCUAUUCGAAAAUUUAUUUGUGCCUCUAAUCAGAACCAUGUUUUGACUGAUUUUAUAAAAACGGGGCAUUAUGACCUACGGGAAAGGAAAUUAACACAGACCUUUUCUCCAUCAAUAGAUAUUCUCAAGUCUUCCAACUUAGAGCGACAUUUACAUUUAGUGGCUAAUAAAGAUGGGCAAUUAAUGACGAAACUGUUUAAUCAGUUGGAAAAUCAGCAUCACUUUCAAAUAGAAAAGAUUCUGGUUGAGAAACUUCAGCAGGAUUUUGUAGCUGACUGGUGCUCUGAGGGAGAGUGCCUGGCAGCUAUUAACUCCACCUACAAUACUUCAGGGUAUAUUUUGGAUCCACACACGGCUAUUGCAAAAGUGGUUGCAGACAGAAUGCAAGAUAAAACUUGCCCAGUGAUUGUUUCAUCUACAGCUCAUUACUCAAAGUUUGCACCUGCUAUCAUGCAGGCUUUAAAGAUUAAAGAGAUCAACCAAACUUCAUCAAGUCAACUUUACUUACUGGGAUCAUAUAAUGCCUUACCUCCACCACACAAGGCUUUACUGGAGUGUACAAAACAGCAAGAGAAGGUGGAACAUCAGGUUUGUGUAGCCAAUAUCGAUGUCCUCAAGAUACAUGUGGAAAAAGUAAUCCAAAAUCAAUUUAUAGGAAAGGUUUCUUAAUAGAGUAUUUUUCUCCUGGUAAUAAGCAUGCAGUAAUAAACCUCAGAAGUUGAUUUGGA